AUGGCGGAGGUGGACAAGAGCGCUGCAUCCAGCCUCUGCCUCUUCUUUGGCGCCCUCCAGAACUGUCGAGAAGGACCACUGCCUCCUUCACCAGCUGCUCCCUUGCCCCUGGGGUAUGGGAUUUCUCUUCAGGCAUCAAUCCCCCUUCGUCCGUCCACACAGGUGAAUCCCUUCCGCGACCGGAUCUGCAAGGUCUUCUCCACUGACGGCUACUUCACCUUUGAGGACAUCCUUGGGAUGGCGUCUGUCUUCAGUGACCGGGCGUGCCAGAGCAUUAAGAUGGAGUAUGCUUUUCUGAUAUACGAUUUCAACGACGAUGGCUUUGUUGACGAGGAAGACCUCCAGAAUGUCAUCCGCAGAUUGAUUGACAGGAACAACCUCAGCGAGGAAGAGAUCGCCUCUCUGGCCAACCACGUCCUGGAGGAGGCCGACUUGGAUAACGACAAGAUGCUCUCCCUGGUGGAGUUCGAACACGCCAUGUCCAAGGCUCCAGACUUCCUACAGUAA
Zootoca vivipara (common lizard) is the source of this 507-nucleotide messenger RNA. The record is from RefSeq and is a predicted model, not a curated record. NCBI's taxonomy places the organism in Eukaryota, Metazoa, Chordata, Lepidosauria, Squamata, Lacertidae.